This is a messenger RNA of Fusarium musae, 1176 nucleotides long. RefSeq lists its product as uncharacterized. The transcript has 2 exons. Bases 1 to 1176 code for a protein of 391 amino acids. The record is from RefSeq and is a predicted model, not a curated record. NCBI's taxonomy places the organism in Eukaryota, Fungi, Ascomycota, Sordariomycetes, Hypocreales, Nectriaceae.
AUGGUACCUACAAUUGAGUCUCCCAAAGAUCGGAUCAGCGCGGCAGCAGCUGAAGGAGAGCGACUACUCUCGGUCAUUGCUGCCACUGAAGAUACUGCAGCCACUCUAACCCAGGUCAAACUCGGCCUUGCUGCCCUUAAAAACCUAUGGUAUGAUGCAGAUGCUUUAUACAGCGAAUUGUCCGCUAGUCUCAGAACGGAACAGAAGGAAUUUGAAGAUCUACGAGACAGCCACAUAAGAAAGUUCUUUGGUGGUUCACAGUAUAACGAGAAGCUCACAAAGGAGGAGAAUGACGUGGUUGAGUUGCUGGAGUGGCAGGCCAAGGCGGACAAGACGCGCAAAGAGCUCAAGACCCAACUGGAUGACAUGAAGGAGCGAAGGCAGAAGUUAGAACACAUGAUCGAGCAACGCGUGCAAGCCCUGAAUGAUCUAGAUAAGCUUCAUGCAGUUGUCUUCGACGGGCCUUCGCCAAAUAAUACUGAAGAAGAUAAACUCGAGGCAGAGAUGAAAGCAGCUCAACAGAUAUUUGAUCCCAUACAGAACCGCUAUAGCCAAGUAGCUUCAGUGGUUGACUACAUCACAAUGGCUCGCUCACGUGUCAUUUUCGCCGCCGGAAGCGCAGCAAAGGCGCUCAAAAUUUCGGAAUCGGAUAUCUUUGAUCUGAAACCCGGAGCUGGAAGAAGGGCUAAUCGCCACUUCAAUUCCGCUGUCGCUGACCGGAAAGAGCGAGAAGAGUUGGGCUUGGUCCGGCGUAGUCUGGUCGAGGCUUCGCAAUUCCUCGCCCUGGCUCACGAGCUUGAUCCCGAAGUCGGUGGGUUCAUCAUGCCCAAGGUCGCAGACGGGAAAAGCGCUGCUGGCAGAAUAGAUGACUGGAUCAACACACCCGUGACUGACUACCUGUUCCAUCGGGAGAUCAAAGCAACGGCAGAGGGUAUAGCUGCGGCGGGCGCGAUUGUAGACGAGGAGCUGCGAUUGGCAGAGCAAAAGAAGAGCGUAUGGGCUGAAAAGAGGGAUACAGCGGGUAGAGACCUGAAACAAACAAGAGAAAAUCUGCAACAGCUACGAGCCCGGAUCUUUGAAGAUGCUGUCAAUGGUCAAGGAAGCUCGACAGUACCGUCUUAUGAAAAAGCGGCAGCAGAUGAGAAUCCACCACAAUAUAAAGAAACAGAACCUUGA